Molecule: messenger RNA, 1889 nt
Organism: Protomyces lactucae-debilis
Lineage: Eukaryota; Fungi; Ascomycota; Taphrinomycetes; Taphrinales; Protomycetaceae
Exons: 1
Coding region: 60-1889 (609 amino acids)
Cellular component (GO): Ino80 complex
Source: RefSeq, a predicted model, not a curated record
GCUACUGCUACUACUACUGCUCGUACUAGAGUCCUACUGCUUCAUAGCUCAAGCUAGCUAUGGCGCCCGCAAGCUCAACCACACCCUCGCUGCGCAAAGCUGAAGCGGAACCGCUCUUGCGACGCGACACGCACUGGUCCUUGCUCGAGCGCAUCUUCUCUAAUGACCAAGCCGUCUUUCGCUUGAAUGCCAAAUCAGAGAAACGCGUGACAUUCGGUGAACUCUACUACCUCGACUGGCUCAGCUCAUCAAAGCUAUCCAAGACACUCAAGGAGAAAUUCAUUGCUGAUAAGCAAGCGACGCUGAAAGUAUGCAUGGCUGCAUUACUUGUCAAUGUCGGUCGUAUCAACACAACGCUGGUUUUCACACCCACGCAAUCGCGUACAUUCAAUUGCUUACCUUGUGUGCAAGCGUAUGAACCUGGUGGUAAGCUGCUUCAAGAUGCACCACGCCUCAAGUCACUCCUGAAAGGCUCCUGUGAAGGUCCCCGUGCACCACCGACGUGGGAGGCACUCAAAGCCUUACAAGCAUCAGCAAGUCCAAAGCCCCUCACCAACCCCAUCAACCUCAUCUUCCUCAUGACAACACCUGAAGCAACCUCCGUCAAAGCAGAACACUUUAGUGAUUCCGAUUUGGAAUUCUACCAUCUCUUCUCAAAAAGUGACCUGACCACCGAUUCUCGUGCUCGUGCGUUUUUAUGGCUAUGCUAUCAUUACAUUGAGACAAACGGUACACUAGAAGAAGCACUCACGAAUCCAUUCGGUCAGCCUGAAGCUGGCUUAUUGGUGCCAACGCUGGUACCGUGUGACGAAGGUGCAAUUGCUGCCGAGAAUAUCGAUACACCGGAAGAACUCGAGUAUGCUGAAUUUGCAGUCCGACAGCGUCGUCUGUAUCUGGAGAAUGCCGUGCUCAAGGUUGAGCAGAGCAAGCAAGAUGCCGCUUCGAAAGAAACGGCCAAGGAUGGUGAGAUACCAGUAGAAGAGCAAGCCGCGAGUGAAGAUAUCAAAGUUGAGGGCGAAGAAACGCCAGCUGCAGAGAAACUCAAGACAUUGGAAAAUACACCCCUUGACAAACUCAAAAAGGCAUCACGACCGCCCACGAAACGACCCAAUCGAUCAAAAGCAUCACCAAGGACGCCUGUUGUGUUGGGUGAAGAUGGUCAGCCCAUUGCAGAGCCAACGCGUCGCUCAUCACGCAAAGUGAAGCGCAAGACGUAUGACUCAAUGGGAUCCUCAGAGGGUGAGGGUGAAGGAGGUGAGGAACGUCGACAAAAACGCAGUCAGCAUGAUGGUGAUCGAGCAGUGGGUCCUGCAGCGCAAGCAGCACAGGAAGAGUGGGCCAAGAAAGUCGCUACACGCCAACAACAGAUGUUGUCGCAUGCGCUACGACGCAAGCACAAAUAUCACCUGCAUAAACGACAAAAACAGUCUGCCAUCCAGCGCGAAUUUGCUGCAAUGCAAAACUUCGAGGGCGGUACCUUUCUCGGUGCAGAUGACAUGGAGGCGCUAUUUGAGCCGCUGGAUGAUUUUGAUACAUUGCUGCAAUAUCAAGUUCAGCACAAUCACGUCAAUAGCGCCAAUGGCGGUGGUGACGUUGGUAUGACGACCGGUCAUGUCGUUGCAAACCUCAUGACACCCAUUGCUGCUGCAAAUGGCGCAUUGGCUGCUGAGCAAAAUCCCAGCAUGAUUUCAGGCCCUGUGAAGCGUGAUUUGCAGCAAGCGACAGCAUUUGCCUGGCGCGAGGAUUGGGGAGAGGAGGCCGGUCGUUUGGGUAGGGCACUUCAGUAUGCACUGGGGAAAGUGAAUGGUGCGUAUGGCGCUGCGAGCAAGUCUGAGCAGCAAACAGACGCGACUAUGCCGCCGUCAUUCAAGAUACGUCUCAAGUUUUGA